Messenger RNA from Ichthyophthirius multifiliis, 2709 nucleotides. Its product is annotated as leucine rich repeat protein. The transcript is spliced from 5 exons. NCBI's taxonomy places the organism in Eukaryota, Ciliophora, Oligohymenophorea, Hymenostomatida. Gene Ontology annotation, molecular function: protein binding. The record is from RefSeq and is a predicted model, not a curated record. Gene Ontology annotation, cellular component: cytoplasm.
AUGGAAUUUCAAAAUUCUCCUGAAAACGAUAGAAAUUAAGGCAAAAAUAUGAGCGAAAACUCCGAAAUUGAAAUAAAAGAAUAUUCUUCAUAUAAUAUAAAAGACUAAAGUAUUUCUGAAAUAAUAGACCUUUAAGAUAAGCUUUCUAUUCAAAAUCUCCGAAUAAUGCACAGUGAAAACUUAAAGAGCAUGAAUGGACUUUAAAUAUUUGAAAAACUUCAAUUUAUAAAUUUGAGUUCAAAUAAUAUAUAAAAAAUUGAAGGAUUAAAUUCUUUAAAUAAUUUAUAAGUCCUUAAUUUAAGUUGUAAUAAAAUAACAAUAAUUCAAGGUCUAUAAUUCUUAUAUAAGCUAGAAAAGAUAAUCCUUGCGCAUAAUAGAAUACAUAAUAUAUAAGGCUUAGAAGAAUUAAAUGGAUAAAAAUAUAAAAUAAAGCAUAUUGAUUUGAGAAACAAUAAAAUAAAAGAUGUAUAAUAACUAUAACAUAUAUAAGAUUUAAAUUGUUUAUAAGAAAUUAUAUUUGAAUUUGGAAAAAAUAGUAAUCCUUUGUGUAAUGAGAACAAAGAAAUAUACUUAAAAGGAUUAUAAAAUUUAAAAAAUAUUCAUAAAAUAGAAAAAAUAGACGGAUAAAAUUUAAAUAAAAUCUUCGAAAAUAAUAAUAUAGUAAUAAAUAAUAAUAAAACAAAUAAAAUAUCUAUAAAAUAAUAAAUAAAAGAAAAUAAUUUGAAUUCCUAAAAUUAAAAUUAAAAUUAUUUAUAUAAUAAUUAAAAUUAUUAAAACUAGUCUCAUUUAAAUAACUAAUAGCAUCUUUUCUAAAAUAACUAAUAAAUUAAUCAAAAUAAUAAUAACAAUUAUUAAUAAUUUUAAGAUAUAUAAACUAAUAAUGUUUUUUUAUAAUUUUAAUAAUAGCUUUAAUAAGCUGAAUAAGCUUAAAAAGAUCUUACUUAAAAAGUUGAUUUAACCGAAAAGUUUUGGUAAUAAAAAGUCGAAUAAAUGUAAGAAGAUAUGAAUAAUCUAUAGGAAUAAAAUAGGACUUAAAAUUAAAAAAUAAAGCAAUUAAAUAAAGAAAAGACAUUUUUAGAGGAAUAAUUUAAUGACUUAAAAAACGAAAGGAUAAAAAUUUUAAAUAAAAAUGAAAAAAAAGAAGAAAUUGUAGAUAAUUUAUAAAUAAGAAUUACUGAACUUAUAAAAGAAAACGGUUCAUAUCAUCGAGAAUUAGCCUUAAAAAAUGAUUAAAUAGAUAAAUUUUAAAAUGAAAUAAAAAAUCAAUAUGAAGAAUUAAAUGAAAUGAAAGGAAGACUAAGAGAAAAUGAGAAAACACUAAGUGAAUUUCACUAAAAAGCGCUAGAUUAAGCAACAAAUAAUUUACUGAGAAAUGAAGAAAUAAGAAAAAAAUACGAAAAUUUAAUAGAUGAGAAUAAAUUAAUCAUAAAUGAUAAUUAAACUCUAAAAAAUAAAGUUUAAGAAUUAUUAGAUUUAUGUAAAGAAUGGGAAUAUAAACACGAAAAAAAAACAAAUGAAAUAACACAUAAAUUCGAAUAAUAAAUAAGAGAAAUACAGCAAGAAUAUUAAUAAAAAGAACAAGAAAUUGAUAAAAAAUAAAAAUAAAUUAUAAAUGAAAAAGAAAAAUAAUUUAGAGAUGAUUUAGAUUCCUUAGAAGAUGAAUUUAAGCGAGUGUUAACCUAAAACAAUGAAAAAUAUAAAUUGCUAAAUACUGCAUAUUAAGAAAAAUGCAAAUAAGAAUAAGAUUAAAGGUAAUUAUUGAAAGUAUAAUAUGGAAGAGAUAAAGAAUAACAUAAUAUGAUUUUAGAAUUAUAAUCUUCACUUAUGAAAAUAAAAAAGGAUGUAUUAGAAAUUGUAAAUGAUAAAGAAAUAGCUUAAAAAGAACUUGAAAAUAAAAAAACUUUAUUUGAAAAAGAAAUUACUUAAAUAUUAUAGGAAAAAGAAAAAAUAUAUAAUGAAAGAUAACAUUUUGAAAAAAAUUAUAAAGAAUUAUAAGAAAAAGAAAUUAAUGAGUUCUAAGAACUCGAAAAAUUAAGAAUUAAACUUAAGAAUUAUGAAAAUAUAGAAGAAGAAUUAGAAGAAUAUAUAUAAACAAUAAGUACUAAAAAUAAAAUGUUGGAUGAUAAAAAUGAUACAAUUGAUUAACUUAAAAGUUAAAUUGAGAAAAUAAAAAAUAAAGAAUUAGGUUAUAUUGAAGAUUUAAAUAAAUUAUAAAAAAAAUUUGAUAAAUAGAAUCUAAUUAUUGAAGAACUUGAAUAAUAAAUUUAAUAAUCUAAUGACGAAGCUGAAAAUGCAAUUAAUUAAUUAAAUGAAAAGAAAAAGUUAAUUGGAAUGUUUGAAUAGGAAUUCGGGGAUGUUAAAUUAAAAUAAGAUAAAGAAAUAUUUGACUUAAAAAAUUAAUUAAAAGAAUAAUAAGAAAAAAUUAAAGAAUUAAUUGUUUUGUUAGAAGAAUGUAAAUAAAAUAUCAAAAAAAAAGAAGAAAAUGUUAUUGAAUUAAAUAAUUUAAUUAAAAGUUAAUAGGAUGGAUUUAAUAUAUAGAUUUUAUAAUAUACUAACAGUAUUAAAUAAAAGGAAAGAAUUAUUAAAGAAUUGGAAAAUAAAUGUACAGAAACAUAAGAAGAUAUGAAAAUACUUUUAGUAGAAUAUGAAAAAUAAAAAUAAAAAGCAAAAGAAAGUAUAUAGAAAUUAUAAUGUAUAUUUAAUUAAUGA